AUGGCUCCUUCAUCUGAUCGACGCGCACAGCGUAACAGGAGCAGGGAUCCGAGUUGGAUCCCUCGGCCUAGAAACGCCUUCAUAAUCUUUCGCUGUGAGUACUCGCGCAAGCACAGUCAGGCAGCCCAAGAGAGCGACGAGGAAUCGGAGGCACCGAAUCCUACAGCCAAAACCCUCUCGAAGCGAGCGGCUGAGGCGUGGAAGCAGCUGUCUGCUUCUGACAAGGAUAAAUACAAGGUGCUUGCAGAUAAGGAGAGGGAGGAGCACGCACGUCUCUACCCCCACUAUCGCUUUCGUCCAAUGAGGCGGCAAAUCUCCGGGCUGAAGAAGCGUCAAUACGAUCUAGGCCUGAGUAACAACAUUUUUCCUCUUGAUUCUUCAGACGAGCAAGUACCUGCUUAUAUCGCAGAUGCGGAUGAAGACUCGCAAGAGGAUGGAGGGGUUACACAUCAGCAGGCCAUCGAGAAGGAAGGGAGCGAAAAUCUCGAGGCAUCCGGAGACUCCGCACCGAAAGACGUCCCUAAAAACUGCUCCGCAGCUCAACGACGAUCGUCGUCUGUUCCGCUGCCCGACGCGUUCCCCACACUCAUCCUCCCCUCACAUGCUCCGAAGGACGAUUUAUGCAGGUCUCGCUCGACUGAAGGACGAGAGUGGCUGCUGCGUCCUCUUGACUAUGUGUCACAGGCCGCACAU
This is a messenger RNA of Suillus subalutaceus, 693 nucleotides long. RefSeq names its product high mobility group box domain-containing protein. The transcript has a single exon. Gene Ontology annotation, biological process: cell differentiation; anatomical structure morphogenesis; regulation of DNA-templated transcription. The record is from RefSeq and is a predicted model, not a curated record. NCBI's taxonomy places the organism in Eukaryota, Fungi, Basidiomycota, Agaricomycetes, Boletales, Suillaceae. The annotation marks the transcript as partial. Gene Ontology annotation, molecular function: DNA-binding transcription factor activity, RNA polymerase II-specific; RNA polymerase II cis-regulatory region sequence-specific DNA binding.